AUUUGUUAAUCGUAGUUUUCGUUACUUGUUUUUUUUUUUUAUGUGUAUAAAAUGUCUUCAUGUUUUUCUAAAUAACUCCAUAGCUACCGUAAAUUAAUUAUCAUUUUAAAUUAGCAUCCGCAUUUUUGUUUCAUAUAGCAGGCCAGGUGCAUUUGUUUGUUCAUGUGAGAGUCUCAGCUUGAGGUUUAGCUGAACAUCAAGAAGAUAUUUUCUCUACUAACGUGCUCAACCAUACAUAUUUCUAAAGAGAAAAGAUGACUUGUUUCUCCUCGUGUUCUUCUUCUCGCUCUUCUUCUUCUUGUUGUUCUUCUUCUUCAUCAUCAAAGACAUCUGGAAACAAACUUGAUCUUGAGAUAGGAGACAUCAUCAAAAUUCACAGAACGUUUUACUAUCACUCCGCUUUGGUAGUAGGAAAUGAUGCCCUAAUCCAUGUUAUUCGGACAGCUGCUGAAUGUAAAAUUGGUAUUGAAAGUUUUGAUAUCGUAGUGGCAGGAUGCCGUUGGGAGAAAGGAAAUGAUUACGAUAACAUUAAAACACCUUUACCUAAAGAACAAAUCUUUCAAAAAGCAGUGAGCAAAGCAGGCAAGUACGAUUACGAUGUGGCUAAAAAUAAUUGUGACCAUUUCGUGACCGAGUGUCGUUAUGGAGAAGCUUUUUCCAAACAGGUCAAUAAUGAAUUGAAAAAAAGUUUUGCAAUGGGUGCGGAAAGAAUGGCUAAUUCAGUUUGCAGUAGUUCACAAAAUUGCAGUUGUAAAAAGGAUGACAAUGUUCAAAGCGAUGAAUCAAACAGAAUAGUUUAAACAAAAAAAAAAGAAAAAGAUUACAAAGAGAGUUUGUGUUAACGCAAAAUAUUUUAGGCGGCCCCUACUGGCCCCAAGUAUGGACAAGGAAUUUAAAAGCUAUUGUUUUGGAUUGUUUAAAAUAAUACGAUUUUGAAGAAUAAUGUAUUUUUUAAAAAAAAACUUUUGUUGAUUUAAGACUUCUAGAAGUUUUGUCAAAAAAAAUGAAUGUAAAUUAAAUUACAAAUACGAUUUCAGAUAA
Messenger RNA from Biomphalaria glabrata, 1041 nucleotides. Its product is annotated as phospholipase A and acyltransferase 4-like. Gene Ontology annotation, biological process: N-acylphosphatidylethanolamine metabolic process. Bases 255 to 800 code for a protein of 181 amino acids. Gene Ontology annotation, cellular component: cytoplasm. Gene Ontology annotation, molecular function: A2-type glycerophospholipase activity; glycerophospholipid phospholipase A1 activity. The transcript has 6 exons. Lineage: Eukaryota; Metazoa; Mollusca; Gastropoda; Planorbidae. The record is from RefSeq and is a predicted model, not a curated record.